Messenger RNA from Echinostoma caproni, 2604 nucleotides. NCBI's taxonomy places the organism in Eukaryota, Metazoa, Platyhelminthes, Trematoda, Plagiorchiida, Echinostomatidae. The record is from the annotation of a GenBank genome assembly.
AUGACCGAUGACCAGACGCAAACUGAUGUGGAUCCGAAUCCCCAAAUCCUAACCGAAUCAGAAUCGGAAUUGAAACCGCCAUCGGCAAUCUGUACGAAUUCUAUGGGGGUACAAACUUGUGCUUUUGCAAGCCCUAUGGACGAACCUCUCAUUGGUGAAGGUCCCGUGAAUACUUUCGCCACCAUGGUCGAUGAUGGCCGAUCUCAAGUUUCAGAUAUUUCGGAUAUUUCCGGUUCAUCCAGAUAUUUGGAUGAUUUGGUUCAUCAGCUCGCAGAAGAGGUACAAAGUUACGAACUAGUUGUGGAUGAAGUAGUCCACACAGUAACUAAGCGUUUCUCUCCCCGGUCCAACCAGCAAGGUCACUUGAACGAGGAUGAAGAGGAAAUUGCACAAAAGUUGGCCAUGUUUCAAAGCAGUCUUAGACAACGGCGCGAUAGACUUUCAGAAAUACGCAAGAAGGGCUCCACAUCUGCGGUGGUGUGUUCCGGAACAUCUUCUCCAGUGGUGCCAUCUAUAGAGACAUCCAUGUUGGCCGAACCCGCCGCUUUGAAUGAAACCGAACCGGACGACUGGCAUGAUGAUGAAUUUUUGGAUUUUGGUAUGACUGACACAAAAGUGAACCAGCUCCGUUCAUCUAUAAGCUCUCAUGGAGAUGAGAAAAAGGUUAUUCAUCGGUCAGAGUCUAGCGAAACAAUUGUGUCCGAUUUGCGUAACACAAUUCAACAACUUGAAACGCGUCUAUCAGUGGACACCCAAACUCAUCAGAGUCAGUUAGAAGCUUUGGAACAAGAACUCAAACCGGCCAAACGUCUGCAGCACGCUCUGUUCCAAGCGGUACAACACUUGGCUUCCGUUCUCCCUGGUCCCCCACCUCUUCCACCUGGUAGUCCAUCCUUAUCAAAGGAAUCUUUCCAACCAUCUCGCGAUUGGCCUCCCAAAGACCCAGAGGCUCAAUUGGCCAUGAUAAUCGGAUUGGAACGUGCCGCCAGUGAACAAGUGAAACGUCUGCGUACCGCAUUAGACAAUACUAAAGAAGCUUUGGAUUCACUUUCUGAGGAGAAUGAAGAAUUACAGCAACAACUGGAGGAGUUUCGAGAAAAGGCCCGCAAUUCUACCCAGGAAGCCACUCCGAAGUUGGUAGAAACACCGGAGACAGCGGCUGUUUCAUGCCCUGCAGAGGACGAACUGAGCCGGUUCGCUCUCCGCUUGUGCUUAGCGCUAGAUCCCGAAUAUAAUGAAGACAUUUGGGAUCCUGAACAGUGGGACUAUCUAAUGUACGAGUUGCUGAAAACUCGAUUUGAGGACUCUGUUGUCGAUUCCACAGCCACUCCCGAAGUCGUUGCUGAUGAACGAGUUGUCAAACUUUCAGCUGAAGUGGCCGCUCUCAGAGAUAUUCUAGGACAGCAUGCGGCUUUUCGUUCACAGGCGGAACGCGAUUUACGUCAACUGCUCACCACGGUGACGUCACAACGCGCCCAACUGGAUGAACUAACGGCCCAAAAAGAACAGCUUGAGCAAGACCUAGUCGAAUCCCGUCAACAAGUGGAGCAGUCGAUCCACAGUCGUCAAGACGAAAGUGAUGAGCUCAGUCGUGCCGCGAUUCAACAACUUUCCGAGCUUGUGCGAACGAAAGAGGAAGAAGUGGAACGUCUUCAGCGACGUUGUGAAGACUUAAAACAGCUGAUCCAAUCGGCGCAUACUUGUGUGACCGCAGGCGAUUCAGACGGAACGGACAACGCACCAGCUGAUGAGGAUGUGACGUCCGUUCNAGAGCGCCUGACGCAACAGUGGUCCGAAGCCAAAUCACGAGCAGAAAAGGCAGAAACAAUGUACGAGUCGGUCUUGAGUGCACUGGAGCAGAAACACGCAGAAAGUCAAGCAUAUCACACCGAGUUGCAACGUGUUUAUGGAAAUUUAACUUCGUCUAAUGAGCAGUGCCAAAUUCUGCAACAAGAGUCCGAAAACCUAACCCUGAAGGCUCCUACACUGAAAUCUGACACGGAUGAAACGAAAGUCAUACUGGAGAAUGUUGCACCGUUGACAUCUACCGUCGCGAAUACGGCCGAUACAUCCAAUGCGGAUGCAGAUAGGACGAAACUAAUGGCAGAAGUAGAACGUCUGCGGGCUCAUCUGCUGGAGAUGGAGGAAUCCUACACCGCAGAGGCUUUGAAUGCUGAGGCACGUGAAGUGGAUUUGCGCUCCCAGCUGCACAAUGCGCACGACAAAUUGACACAAUUGGAGGAAUCCAGUCGCACCGCAGAGCAACGGGUCCAUCAGGCACAAACCGAAAGGGAUGAGGCGCGUCACAGGAGUGAUGCAUGCCAGAAAGAAAUUAUUGCACUCAAAACUAAUCUGACCAACUUGCAAUCUGUGCUCGACAGUUUUCAGCAGAAUCAACAAUCUGCAGUGUCCGCGGAGACCGAGCACAUUCGACUUGAGUUGCAACGGGCACGUCAAAAUGAGUCUAAAUUACAAUCCGAGCUGGAUCGCAUUUCACAUCAACUGGCUGACCGAAAUCAGCUAGAGGAACGCACUCGUCAACUAACCACGCAAAUUCAACGUCACAACAGUCAAAUCGAUCGGAUUCGUACCCAAAGUAAGUGA